GAAAGAUUUAUAGCGCACAGUGAAAACAUUUUUGGAAUUGACAGUUUUCUACCAUUCAUCUUAUUUUUUUUUUAAUUGUCAACAAAUAAAAAAGUUAUUUAAUAAUGAUAUCAAUUUAAGGAAAAUUUAUAUCUUCCGCAAUUUUAUAUACAAGAAACAAACACAUCCUUCAAAUGGAGCGUGUUUUGAAAGCUGUACCAGCGGAUUUAAGAGUAAAAAUGGAGGCACUUGUGCAUGAUUUAACUUUGGCAUUAGAAGAAAGCAACAAUAGUGCAAAUGUGAGACGCAGAUGGGGUAUUAGAAGAAGAGCCCGUUCCACGGGCAAUAUUCCAUCACUUCACAUGAAUAAACAAUCGGAUGACAGUUCAUCUUCCAUUUGUGAUAUCCAUAUUCCAAAAAAUAACACUGCCUCCAAAUAUCAGUCUGAUAGUGAUGAUACCAACCAAACAAAAAGAUUUGCACGAUUUUCUAAUUCAAACAAUGCUAGCAACAUUGAAAGUGAUUCAGUUAAUGAAAAUUUUGUACCUAGAGUAAAUCCACGACGUAAACGAAAAUUUAAGAGAAUGGCUAUUGAUUCUGAUUCUAAUCCAUCAACUUCUCAGACUGUUGCAUUGUCAACAACACUUGCAAAUAAAAAGAGAAUUUUACGAAGUGAUUGUAAAAAUAGAUAUGGAACAAUAUGGUGUGGAAAACGUAAGAGGUCUUGUAGAGAACGAUCAACAGAUUGUGAUAUGAGAUCAUUAAAACCAAAUAGAAAUACAAAAUCAAAAAAUCGUAUCAAGAUACAAACUGAAGAUGGUAUUGAUUGUUCAAGAAUAUCCAGUUCAAGUAUUUCAUCUAGUGACUCAGAAACUGGACUUAUGACAAAUGAUGAAGAUCGAGAAGGAGAUGAUGAGCAAUCAGAUUGGAUUGGAGAACCAAGUUGGUGGGAUGAUGGCGAAAGUACUAAUGAAGAUAAAGUUAAUACUGAUUCAUCAUUUCAAAUGAUGAUACAUGGAAAUUUUGAACAUACAACAGUUGAAACAAGAAAAAGUUAUAGAAAAAGAAUUCAAAGAAUUCGAGAAGGUCUUAGUGGAAGAGAAAUCCGCGCUGGUCGUCGACAUGUUGAUAAUAAACCUGGAUAUUCAAUUAUUACAUCAGCAAAUGAAAAAGUUUCUAGAUUUUUACAAGAUCCUACUCAAAAUGAACUUAGAUUACAUCCUAUGCGACAAGCUGAGAGAGAAAAACUUCGCAGGCUUGCAAAUUUAUAUAGUUUAAGUUUAAAAGGAGAUUUAGGUUGUCCGAUUUUAUAUAAAACUCGACAUACUACACAAGCUAUUUGUGUAGAUCAAGUAUCAUUCAAUCGAUUUUCUGGUUAUAAAAGAUUAAGAAGAACUCCACCAAAUUCACCUAACUCAGAAUUAAUAAUGCAUAAUCAGGAACAUCAAAUUUCUAAUACAGGAUUUGGUUCACAAAUUAUAAAUCCUAUAUCAAAUUUAGAUUCAUUGCAAACAUUACCGCAAUUUUCUCACUUUAAAUGGGAUUCAAAUAGUAUGGAUAUUGAAAUUCAUGGAAAACCAAAAUUACAUGAUUUUGAUCAUUCAAAAUCAAGUUAAACCAAACAGUUUUUUGUUAAUUUGUUUUUUGAAAUAAAUUAUUUGUGUAUAUUCA
Apis laboriosa (Himalayan honeybee) is the source of this 1650-nucleotide messenger RNA. Its product is annotated as G patch domain-containing protein 2-like. The transcript has 5 exons. The record is from RefSeq and is a predicted model, not a curated record. The coding region runs from base 174 to 1595 and encodes 473 amino acids. Lineage: Eukaryota; Metazoa; Arthropoda; Insecta; Hymenoptera; Apidae.